This is a messenger RNA of Mugil cephalus (flathead mullet), 2627 nucleotides long. RefSeq names its product biglycan b (gene bgnb). The record is from RefSeq and is a predicted model, not a curated record. Lineage: Eukaryota; Metazoa; Chordata; Actinopteri; Mugiliformes; Mugilidae. The transcript has 8 exons. The coding region runs from base 325 to 1443 and encodes 372 amino acids. Gene Ontology annotation, molecular function: protein binding.
AGAGAGAGUGAGAGGCUGGUCCGCUAACUUCAUGCUCUGUCCUCCGCCUUCUUGACUCGCGGACACACGGUGGCCUGACUCGGGUCGGAGUGACACGCAGUGUCGCAGGAGGUGCGGCUGGAUGUCAGAGGACCGCACGGAAACACCGCGAUAAUCCCUAAAUGUGAUGAGAACAUAGGACCUUUUUUUCUCUCUUUUGGAUAAAGUGACGCACACAAGAAGAAAUCAAUCUCCAAUCUACUUUUUGUUUGUUUGUUUUGUUUUGUUUUGGGGGAAUUUGGAAUUAAUAUCUUAUUUCAAAUCCAAAAGGUGCUUAAGUCAAACAUGUUGCCACAUUACUCCCUUCUGCUGUUCCUGUGCCUGGCCCGGCUGCUCUCCCCCUCCGCCGCCUUGCCCUUCGAGCAGAGAGGCUUCUGGGAUUUUGCCAUGGACAGUAUGGACACCGGGGGGAUGAUGACGAUGAUGAGGGACGAGGAAGAGGGCUCGGCCGUGGAUCCGACCUUCCCCCCCGGCGUGCCCACGUGCCCCUUCGGCUGCCACUGCCGGCUCAGGGUGGUCCAGUGCUCUGACCUGGGUUUGACCGAAGUGCCAAAGGAUAUUCCUCCAGACACCAAGUUCCUGGACCUCCAGAACAACCGUAUCACCGAGCUCAGAGAGAAUGACUUCAAAGGCCUUACGAAUUUAUACGGUUUGUCUCUGAGGAAUAACCUCAUUUCCAAAGUCCACCCCAGAACAUUCGUCCCUUUGAAGCACAUGCAGAAGCUCUACUUUUCAAAGAAUCUGCUCACCACUGUCCCCAAAAACUUGCCUGCGUCUCUGGUUGAGAUAAGGAUCCACGAGAACCGCAUCAAGAAGGUGGCGGCUGGAGCCUUUGCAGGACUGAGCAACAUGAACUGCAUAGAAAUGGGAGCAAACCCUAUCCAGAACAGUGGCUUUGAGCCUGGAGCAUUCAAGGGACUGAAACUGAAUUAUCUGCGUAUUUCAGAGGCCAGACUAACCGGGGUGCCAAAAGAUCUCCCAGAGAGUCUCCACGAGCUCCAUCUGGACCACAAUCAGAUCCAAGCAGUGGAACUGGAGGACUUGCGUCGCUACAAAAACCUCUACAGGUUGGGCCUUGGCUUUAACCAUAUCCGUAACAUAGAGAAUGGCAGUCUGUCCUACCUGCCCAGGCUAAGGGAGCUGCACCUGGACAACAACCGCCUGACUCAUGUUCCCAGAGGCCUUCCAGAAAUGAAAUACCUCCAGGUGGUGUACCUCCAUUCCAACAGCAUCGGCCAUGUGGGCGUGGAUGACUUCUGCCCUCGAGGAUUUGGGGUGAAGAGGACUUUCUAUAAUGGCAUCAGCCUGUUUGAUAACCCUGUCAACUACUGGGAGGUGCAGCCGGCAACGUUCCGCUGCGUCAGCGACCGGCACGCCAUUCAGUUCGGCAACUACAAAAAGUAAAAAACAGGGCAACACCGAGAGAUGGAGAGAGUGAAGGAGUAAACAGGGAGGAGCAGAUAAUUUAAAUAAUGGAAAAAAAACUUGAGAGAUGGAGUGAAGGGAGUCUAUGUCUGAGGUUAUUAAUUUUAUUAUUAUCAUUGUUUCUGUAGAGAGGACAGAGAAGAUGGGCAAUAAAACUGAUGAAAUAGAAAGAGAAGUGAAAAACACAAUCCCAUAACUUGAAGGGAGUGGAAAGCAAAAUGCGCUUGCAGUACUGCAUCUGAGUUUUUGCAUUUUUUAAUAUUUUUUUUUAUAAGAUAUUGAAAGCAUUGCCAUUUGAAACAGAGAAAAAAGAAGAGAAUGUCUGAGAAGAAUGUUUUCCUUUUUUUCAAGCCGACAUCGAUGAAAAAUUAGUUCUGAAAACUUGUGAAGCGUUUCAUUCCAUUUUUUUUUCACAACACUUCUUAUUGUGAUAGAGGUCAUUGUUCUUCUAGUAACAUUUUGAUUAAGAUUAUGACUAAACAAUAGAAAAACAAUGCAUUAUAGUUUUUUUUUAUAUAUAUAUAAAAGGUGCUUUAUAUGACUUUCUGUGUGUGUUGAUUUGGUCACUAUAUCACAUUCUUCCUGUUCUGCUGGUUAAAUCUGACACAGAGAUGGGGCUUUUUUACAUUUACAGACAAAAACUGCACAAAAAAAAAAAAAAAAUAUUAAUGAUAAAGGGCAAGAGGCACCCUUUAAAUAAAUCAGAGCAGAAUCACAUUCUCUUUCGGAUCUUGAAGUGAAUCGCCAGCUUGCCUGUGUGAGGAGCUAUUGUGCCUUUUCUAAAGAUGGUGCUUUCUGAGAGAUACAUGAAUAGAGUAUUCCUUGAGGGGGGGUGGCACUGCGGUUGUGGGGGUGUGCCCCAGAUAGAGAAAAAAAAUAAAUAAAAAACACACACACAUGAGCUUUGCUUUUGAAAAAAUGAAGGGCAGUGUGUUCACAUAGUGCUACAGCCAAGAGUAGAGUCGACGCAUUGUUUUGCACAGUUGUUUUCUGUAAUGCUUUUUUUUUUCCUGCUUGAGGGUUCCUUGGGGGAGGCGGUUUAGCCUGUUUACAUCAGUAAACCUACGUGGAACUACUUCGGCCAUAAGUAUCAUGACCUGUCUCUGUUCUGUAAUCUGACAACCUACUGCUGCAUGUGAAUAAAGACUUUUUUUAGCCUGCUG